This is a messenger RNA of Mauremys reevesii (Reeves's turtle), 6282 nucleotides long. RefSeq names its product TOG array regulator of axonemal microtubules 1 (gene TOGARAM1). Gene Ontology annotation, biological process: microtubule cytoskeleton organization. Gene Ontology annotation, cellular component: cilium; cytoplasmic microtubule. The transcript has 24 exons. The record is from RefSeq and is a predicted model, not a curated record. Bases 1 to 5334 code for a protein of 1777 amino acids. Lineage: Eukaryota; Metazoa; Chordata; Testudines; Geoemydidae. Gene Ontology annotation, molecular function: microtubule binding.
AUGGAGGCCAGUGAGCGCGGGGCGGGCGGGGACACGCGCGCGCCCAAGGGCCGGGGCGCGCCGGCGGAGCGGGAGCGGGAGGCCGCCCUGCUGCAGCAGCUGCUCCGCCGCCGCCCCCGGGGCCCCGAGCCCGGCCCGGCGCUGCCCGCGCUGUCGGGGCCCGGCGGCGAGGAGGGGCCGGGGUCGGGGCCGGGCCCGGGCGAGCUGCCGCUGGCCGAGCUGGCGCUGCGGGCGCUGGUGGAGCACGGGCUGGAGAGCGCCGACCCCGCGCUGCGCACCGCCACCGCGCUGCUGCUGCCCGCGCUGCUCGGGCCGCCGCUGCCCCGCGGCCUGGACCUGGGCGAGCUCACCCUCAGCCUGGCCAGGAAGCUGGGCGCGCCGGCCCGGCCCGGGGGCGGCCCGGGGGAGGAGGCGGCCGCCGCCUUCAGCAGCCUCCGGCAGCUGGGCGAGAGCCUGGGGCCCGAGCGCUUCCACGGCUACCUGGGCCGCCUGCCCGCCGCCCUGCGCGGCCACUACAAUCGCCUGCUGGAGGCCCGGCUCGGCGAGGACCUGUGCGGCGGUGGCGGCGGCGGGGACACCUCGGGGCCCCGGCCCCCGGAGCAGGAGCCCCUGAGCACCAACCUCAAGUUCGGGCUGAUCCCUCAGGAGCUGCACGGCCGCCUGCUGGACCAGGAGGAUUACAAGAACCGCACCCAGGCUGUGGAGGAGCUCAAGCAGGUGCUGAAAGAUGCCUCCCCUGCCUGCCUGGCCUCCACGCCCGCCCCCAGCCUGCUGGGGCUCAUCAGCUUCCUCUACACCCUUCUGGAUGACUCCAACUUCAAGGUGGUGCAUGGCACCUUGGAGGUGCUGCACCUGCUGGCCCUGCGCCUGGGCGAGCAGGUUCAGGCCUACCUGGGACCCUUAGUGUCGGCCGCUGCCAAGGUGCUGGGUGACAACAAACUGGCCAUCCGGCAGGAGUAUAAUCAGCUCUUCUGGCGCUUGAUGAAGGCGGUGGGUCCCCAGCAGGUACUGUGCCUGCUGCUGCAGCCAGAGCAUCUACAGCACAAGAACUCCAAAGUCAGGGAGGAGGUGGUGAACAUCUGCAUUGGGUCCCUACUCACAUACCCUAGUGAGGACUUUGACUUGCCCAAGCUGGCGUUUGGGUUGGCACCAGCCCUGGUGGACAGUAAGCGGCGGGUCCGCCAUGCUGCCCUGGAGGCCUUUGCGGUGUUGGCCUCUUCCAUGGGCUCAGGCAAAACCAGUCUCCUCUUUAAGGCUGUGGAUGCUGUGGAAUUGCAGGACAAUGGGGAUGGAGUGAUGCACGCUGUACAGGCCAGGCUGGCCAGGAAAACCUUGCCUAAGCUAACAGACCAGGGGUUUGUGGAGUAUGCUGUGCCCAUGCCAUCCUCUGCCCAUGGCAGGGGGGUCCAUCUGCCCUAUGGAGCAGACACAGAUUGGUUGCUGGCAGGCAACAGGACUCAGAGUGCACACAGUUACUGCGGGGAUCACACAAGGGAUGCUACACAAAACUAUGGCUCUCACAGCCCCUAUACUGAUCAAGGGAUAUGUCCCAGAAGGGUUUUAAGUGCAGGUAAAGGAAAAAACAAACUGCCUUGGGAAAAUGAGCGAGCUGGAGGCACAGGAGGCUGUUCAGGAAACCAGACAUCUUUUACAAAGGGCGUAGAGCAGGAAACUUUUCAUGAAUGUGGAACUUCAGAAAUUACCUCUUGUUCACUGCUUGAAGAGACAAUCCUCUCCGUGACAUCACAACUGUUCUGUCCAUACAAUGAUUUCCUUCAUUCUCCAAAAUUAAGAUCGUCUCAAGGAAUGCCAGUCAGUGGUGAUUUAUUUUUUAGCAGAAAAAAAGCUUCAAGGAAUUUAUUUCAGAAUAGUCUAGAUCUUAACUCUGAGCAUUCUGCUGUUUGUCCUGGUGGUGUGGGCUCUCAUCAACCACAUAUUUCAGGGAAAUGUGGACCACUUGGAUACUCUCAGAUACGUGGAAAGAGUGGUAGUGUGGGUUCUGAUUUACAACUUUUAGGAUUAAAUAACCAUCGGCAAGAUAAAGUUUGUGCCAGCCUAAAUUUUACCAAGACCCAACGAACUUUUUGCAGUCCAGCAGAGCGUACUUUGUCCUUUCCAAGUUCUAACACAAGCCAAGGGGCCUUCAUUCUUCCAUCUUAUCCACUCUCAUCACCUAGAAACAGUCCAAAGCACACCUCCCCUCCUGCUGAAUCUCCAAAGAAGUCUCAAGAUCAUGCUGUUAGCUUUUCAAAUUCCUGGCCUCUUAAGAGCUUUGAAGGGUUGCCCAAGCCAAGUCCUCAGAAGAAGCUUCUCAAUCAAAAGUCAGGAGACAAUGCAGGGGAAAAUUCACAGGAGAAGCAUUCUCCAAUUCAGCUUAAACCAGCCUUGGUGAGAUCGCCAGCUUCACGGAGAGGAUUGAAUGGGACCAAACCUGUCCCCCCAAUACCAAGGGGGGCAAGCCCGUUGCCUGAUAAAUCUGAAUUAAACACAGCGGGACAGAAAAAUGAAGUGUCUGAUGAUAUUUGGAAGAGUGAAAAAGACAAGAAACUUGCAGUUGAUCUUUCAGAAUUAAAUGUCCAUGAUAAGGAGUCAGACCAGGAAGAGAUGCAGAGUUCACUUAGGUCUCUCCGUAAUAGUGCAGCUAAGAAGAGGGCAAAACUGAGUGGCAGCACUUCAGAUCUCGAGAGCCCCGAUUCGGCGCUUAAACUUGAUCUGACUAUGGACUUCCCUUCCCGCACUUCCUCUCCAAAUGUGAGCUCUUACAGUGAAAGUGGAGUUUACAGUCAGGAAUCUUUGACUUCGCCAGUGUCCACAACCCCUCAGGGAAAGAUAACCAGUUCAGACAUCUUUCCUCUACUUGGAUGCAAAUCACAUCCAGCAAGACUGUCUUCAGCAAGGAAUAGAAGUACUAAUGUAGAACAGAACUCCAGUGCAGGGAUAACAUUUCAUGAUAAAGCAACCUCUAAUGUGAGCAUAAUUGGCCAACGUCUGAACUAUGGAAAUGGAUCUGGUGAUUAUGAAGAUGACAAGCAGAGAGAAGUAUCACCUUGUGUUUUUAAAGGUCAGAACAAAGAGCAUCAAAGGCAUUGUAAACCUACAAAAGGAUUUACAGGGUCAACAUCUAGUUUACAGCAAAUUAACAACCUAGACUUCAUUUCACCGAGUGCCCUGUCUGAAGAUUCUGUAGUAAUUGUUGGAAAAGGUGUUUUUGGAAGCCCCCCAUCUGCUUCAUUAACAUACAGCCAGUCCAUGAUAUCGUGUGUGGAGAACGGAGACGUCCUUUCUCUCAAACAAGGCAUUGAGCCUCUCUCAGGGAUCUAUGGGAGAGCUGUCCAGCAGAACAGUGCACCUUUCCUUGAUACUGAACAUGAGAAAGAUAUGAAAGUUGCCAUGUCAAAAUCUGCCCGGGAUAAGAUGAGGCAGAAGAAGAAAGAAGAAAAAGAACAGAGUCAUAAAGAACAUCCGGAAGUCAAUGAUGUUGAAAAAAAGGAACAAAAUCCCUGGGAACGACUUAAACAUAGUGAACCAGAGAAAAUGGCAACAGAAAGUCUAAGUUUUUAUGGAGAUGUGUUAAUAACAUCCAAGAAUGAGUCUUUAUCUUUAGAAGAUGUUGCCUUCAGUACUUCACUAAAAAGAACAUCCAGUUUAAAGAAGACACAGUCUUCAGUCUUGCUAGAUUCAGAUGAAACAUCUCCUGGACUGCGAGGGCAGCAUAAGGAUCGGACCCCAUCAGUCAUGCAUAGUCCAGAGAUAAUGGAUCCAUCAGAGUUGCGACCCUUUUCAAAACCUGAAACAGCACUGACAGAAGCAUUGCGACUUUUAGCUGAUGAUGACUGGGAGAAGAAGAUUGAAGGACUGAACUUUGUUCGAUGUUUGUCUGCCUACCAUGCUGAUGUGUUGACUGGAAAGCUGCAUGAAACAAGUCUGGGUGUAGUUCAAGAGGUGAAGAAUUUACGCUCAGGCGUUUCCCGAGCUGCUGUAGUCUGUUUAGGGGAUUUGUUCACCUACCUGAAAAAGAGCAUGGAUCAAGAACUAGACAGUACUGUAAAAGUCCUGUUGCACAAAGCCGGGGAAUCCAACACCUUUAUAAGGGAAGACGUAGACAAAGCAUUGAAGGCUAUGGUUAAUAAUGUGACUCCAGCACGUGCACUUUGUUCUCUCAUAAAUGGAGGUCAAAGUCAUUUGCACACUGCAGUGAGAAGAUGCACAGCCCAGCACUUAUCAGAUGUGGUGGAACGAAUGGGACCAGGACGGAUAUUAUCUGGAAUUAAGGAUGUUACUGACAGGAUUUUACCUGCCGUAGCCAAGUUUGCGCAGGAUGGCUCACAAGAAACAAGGUACUAUGGUCGAAAGAUGCUCUUCAGUAUGAUGACUCACCCAGACUUUGACAAAAUGCUUGAAAAGUAUGUGCCGUCUAAGGAUUUACCUUACAUUAAGGAGUCUGUCACCAGUCUACGUCAAAAGGGCCUAGGAGAGAUGCCUCUAGACACACCGUCAGCCAAAGGAAGACGUUCUCAUACUGGGAGCAUUGGACAUUCAAGGUCAUCAUCCAUUUCGAGAGACGCUCUCAAUAUCACUGAAAGAGAGAUUUCAGAAGCACGUGAAAUUACAAGAAAACCAGUUGCUCGUAAUUCACUAGAAAGUGCAGAAUAUGUUAAGGUCAUUACAAGCUUACUGAAUGCAAAAGACUUCCGGGACAGAAUUAAUGGAAUUAAACAACUGUUAUCAGACACAGAGAACAAUCAAGACCUUGUUGUUGCGAACAUUGUGAAGAUCUUUGACGCUUUCAAGUCUCGCUUACAUGACUCCAAUAGCAAAGUAAAUCAGGUAGCUCUAGAGACAAUGUACAAGAUGAUUCCUUUGCUGAAAGAUAACUUAUCACCUGUUAUCAACAUGUUGAUUCCAGCCAUGGUAGACAACAACCUGAACUCUAAGAAUCCAGGGAUCUAUGCUGCUGCCACAAAUGUUAUUCAAGCUCUUUGUCAACAUUUAGAUAAUUACUUGCUUCUCCAACCAUUCUGCACAAAGGCCCAGUUUUUGAAUGGAAAAGCAAAACAAGACAUGACUGAAAAGCUUGCUGAUCUUGUUAUGGAGCUGUACCCACGGAAGCCUCAUGCUAUAGAGCAGAAAGUUUUAGUUGUCCUGUGGCAUCUCUUAGGAAACAUGACAAACAGUGGCUCGCUGCCUGGAGCUGGAGGAAAUAUUCGGACAGCUACAGCUAAAUUAUCAAAAGCACUUUUUGCACAAAUGGGUCAAAGCCUGUUAAUCCAGGCUGCAUCUCAGCCACCACACAUUAAAAAGAAUUUAGAAGAAUUUCUUGAUAUAGCUACCUAAAAUAAACGGUGUGUAUGUGUGUGUAGAUCAAUCAGUACAUACACUAUACGACAGACUGAUAACUGUUUACAUGAAGACAAGUGAAACAAUUCUAAAGUUGCUUUUUCACAGUGCCUGCACUUUCAUGUAGAAAACUAGAAUGGCUGCCUUUAUUGACAACCUGUAGAGCACCUCACUGUCCUGUACCAGCACAUGUACACCAAAUCAGUAUAACACUCACGAACUGUCCUCACCAGUGUUGCUUGCAGGCCACAUGGAAGUAUCUAAGGUCUUUAAAGAGAAGUCAGUCCUGCUCAUUUGCACUCUUCUUUAGAAAUUACAGCACAGUACCCUGUAUGUAAUAAUAGAUAUGAAAUUUGUAAUGAAUAAUAUACUUUUUAUUAUGUAAUCAUGUUCUGACAUGUUUUCUCACUUAGCCUUACUUAUGUAAGUGGAAAAAAUCCUUGAGUGAUGUAUAUGGUACCAAGAACAGGGGUUUGCGUGACAUUUGUGAAAAAUAUGUAUUUCUUAAAUCAGUCCACUUAUGAUUGUGCAGUAUUAGCUUGCUAUUGCUCCUGUUACAUUGAUGUAACAUUCGUUUGACAGUUGGGCAUAAUCAGCUGCACAGAUGUAAAAUUUUAACAGGUUAUAAUGAAGCAUGAUGACAAAAAAAUUUAGGAAAUGAAUAAUUUUUACAGAUUUUGAAAUACACAUUUAUCUUAAAAAAAAAUAAAAAAUCCAGGUGGUGAAUGUAACUUCUGUAGUUUUGUUUAAAAACACUAAAUUUAAUCUUUAUCUGUCAAUUAUUUAUAAAGGUGUUAUCUCUCAGCCCAGGUGUGUAAUUCUCAACAACAUAGUGCCAGGUCUUCAAUAGCUUUUUUCAGAGUUCUCCGGCUACAAGUACUGUACUCAUUUUAAAAAGAAAAAGGAAUGUUAUAAAAAAUAAAUGGAUUUAUUUCUGUAAAAUUG